This is a messenger RNA of Nannospalax galili (Upper Galilee mountains blind mole rat), 1737 nucleotides long. RefSeq names its product GC vitamin D binding protein (gene Gc). The transcript has 13 exons. Bases 113 to 1543 code for a protein of 476 amino acids. Gene Ontology annotation, cellular component: blood microparticle; cytoplasm. Gene Ontology annotation, molecular function: vitamin transmembrane transporter activity; vitamin D binding. NCBI's taxonomy places the organism in Eukaryota, Metazoa, Chordata, Mammalia, Rodentia, Spalacidae. The record is from RefSeq and is a predicted model, not a curated record. Gene Ontology annotation, biological process: vitamin transport.
UGAGCUCCUAGUCAAGAGUGUUUGUAAAGGCCCCUGGUAGCUUUGUACUUCCUUUCUCUUACAUGCUGACCUGGGGGCCUCAGGAGGUGCUGCAGGAUUCCCUGGUGGAAAAAUGAAGAGGAUCCUGGUUCUCCUGCUUGCCUUAGCACUUGGGCAUGCUCUAGAGAGAGGCCGAGACUAUGAAAAGGAUAAAGUCUGCAAGGAACUUGCCUUUUUGGGAAACGAUGACUUCAGAUCUUUAUCACUAAUACUAUACAGCAGAAAGUUUUCCAGUGGUACAUUUGAACAGGUCAGCCAGCUGGUGAAUGAAGUGGUCUCCUUGACUGAAGACUGCUGUGCUGAAGGGGCUGACCCCACCUGCUAUGACACCAGGACCUCAGCACUGUCCGUCAAGUCCUGCGAAAGUGACUCCCCUUUCCCAGUGCACCCCGGAACCCCUGAGUGUUGCACUAAGGAGGGCCUGGAGCGGAAACUUUGCAUGGCUGCCCUGAAACACCAGCCACGAGAAUUUCCUACUUAUGUGGAACCAGCAAACGAUGAGAUUUGUGAGGCAUUCAGAAAAGAUCCAAAGGGAUUUGCUAAUCAAUUUCUAUAUGAAUAUUCCAGUAAUUAUGGACAAGCUCCUAUGCCACUUUUAGUUGGUUACACCAGGAGUUACCUCUCUAUGGUUGGGUCCUGCUGUACCUCUGCUAGCCCAACUGCAUGCUUUUUGAAGGAGAGACUCCAGAUUAAACACUUAUCACUUCUUACCACUCUGUCAAACAGAGUCUGUUCACAAUAUGCUGCUUAUGGAAAGGAGAAAUCAAGGCUUAGCCAUCUCAUAAAACUAGCUCAAAAAGCGCCAACUGCUGACCUGAAGAACAUUGUGCCACUAGCUGAAGACAUUACUGAAAUCCUGUCCAGAUGCUGUGAGUCUACUUCUGAGGACUGCAUGUCCAAAGAGCUGCCUGAACACACAAUAAAAAUCUGUGACAACUUGUCCACAAAGAACUCUAAAUUUGAAGAAUGCUGUCAAGAAAAAACACCCAUGGACAUCUUUAUGUGCACUUAUUUCAUGCCAGCUGCCCAGCCGCUUCAGCUGCCAGCCAUCAAGUUUCCCACAAAUAAAGACCUCUGUGGUCAAAGCGGCAGCAAAGCUGUGGACCAGUACACAUUUGAACUAAGCAGAAGGACACACAUUCCAGAAGUAUUCCUCAGCAAAGUGCUGGAGACCACUCUGAAAACUCUCAGCGAAUGCUGUGACUCUCAAGAUUCUCCUGCCUGUUUCAACACUAAGGGUCCUCUACUGAAGAAGGAGCUAACUUCAUUUAUUGAAAAGGGACAAGAAAUGUGUGCAGAUUAUUCAGAAAACACAUUUACUGAGUACAAGAAAAAAUUGGCAGAGCGACUGAAAACAAAAAUGUCUGAUUCCUCUCCCUUGGAGUUGGCGGGGCUGGUUGACAAGUACUCAGACUUUGCCUCCAAGUGCUGCUCCAUAAACUCACCUCCUCUCUACUGUGAUACACAGAUUGAGGCUGAAAUGAAAAAUAUCCUACAGUCCUGAUGUGCUGCAUAUGUACCAGCUUAGACCUAGAGCUGGAACCACCUGGAACAUAGCCACUGAUAGCCAAAUCUAAGCAAAACCACAGUUUCCAGGAAGAUCACCAAAAUAAUUCCAAUUUUUCCUGACUACAGUGUCUUCAUAUAAUAAGUGUGAUGAAUUAUAAAAAUUAAAUUGAAAUAUAUUGCAAACCAUAA